This is a messenger RNA of Closterium sp. NIES-67, 3217 nucleotides long. NCBI's taxonomy places the organism in Eukaryota, Viridiplantae, Streptophyta, Zygnematophyceae, Desmidiales, Closteriaceae. The record is from the annotation of a GenBank genome assembly.
UCCCAAGCGAAUUGCUGCAGCGAGAAACUACAGUCUUCUCCCUGCUCCCAGUUCUCCGGGAUAGGUUAUCAUCCUACCAUGCGACCAUUCCACAGCUUGUCUUUCUUGUAGCACAUACCUUACUAAAAUAUUAUAAAGACGUCUAUUAGGACAACCUGUUGGUGUUGCCUUCUACAGCGCAUCAUGGAUGAUGAUAAGAACAGGACUGAAUUCGAGAAUGAGAAAAAGGACGAGAAUAUGGACGAGAAUGCCUGCAGCAGCGGCGACGAGCGAAAGCCGUCUCUUCCCGGCACCGAUGAUUCUACCAGAGGUGGUCGUUGCGCCGAUGGGGGAUCCGAGCCUUUGGCUGAUGGAACAUCCGAGCCGUUGACUGAUGGAAGAUCAGAGCCGUCGGUUGAUGGGGAAGCCGAUGGGGGUUUCGCGGAAUCCGGUGGUGGAAUAUGCGCGGAUUCCGCAGGAUCUCUAGAUAAGAAGCUCUUUGCCCUGCAUUUGGGGCCCGAAACGGGGAGAAGCGGAGGGGAUAGCGAAGAAGGAGAGGGGGAGGUUCGCAGGGUGGGCGCUGGGAUUGGAAGGGUUGUAGGGGACAAAGGCCUGGAAAAGGCGGGGGAAGAAGCAUUGGGGGAGAGAGAUAUAGCCGCAGAGCCAGAUCAACAGGGUGCCUUGAACAGUGAGGACUCCUUGAAUAGUGAAGGAGGCUCCGCAAAUAGCAGGGAGGGCUCGGUACAUAGUAGACACAGCUCGAUAGAUAGUCUGCACGGGGGGGAGGAAGCAGUGGUGGGGAGUGCAGGCGGGAAGGGGAAGGGGCAGACGGGCAGGGGAGGAGCAGCAGGAGCAGCAGCAGCAGCAGCAGCAGCAGCAGCAGCAGCAGCAGCAGCAGCAGCAGCAGCAGAAGCAAGCCGUAGAGGGGGAGGCAAUGGCAGUAAUGGCAGUGAUAGUGAUAGUGUGGAGAGUGGGUUUUGCGGUGGGGGCAGCAGCAGAGGCAGGGGAGCUCGCAGGUACAACAGUGGUGCUGUUGCUGGUGGCGGUGGUGAUAAUAGUGAUAGUGACAGUGACGAGAGUACAGCUGGCAGCAAGCCCAUGCAGGGAGGAGGAGGGUGCGUGGAGGAGGAGGAGGAGGAGGAGGAGGAGGAGGAGGAGGAGGGAGAAGAGGGAGGAGGUGGAAGAGGAGGGAGAGAAGAGGCAGGGGAGGCGGUUAAGGGAGGAAGGACGAGUGGAAAACAAGAGCGGGGAGGGUGGGGGGGCAACCCCUUGUGGCGUGAGGCGUACGAGGGGGAAAUUUCGGGUGGUGGUGGUGGUACUGCUGCUGCUGCUGGUGCUGGUGCUGCUGGUGCUGGUGCUGCUGGUGCUGGUGUUGCUGGUGGCUGGGGAAGGGGAGGUGGGAGGCAAAAUGGGGGAUGGGAGAGAAAGCGAGAGGGGGGUAGAAGCAGGGGAGGGAGAGAUGGAGGGAGGGAUGACACGAGCAGUGCUAUUAGUGGCUAUGGGGGCGUGGAGGUGGGGAUGGAGGGAGGAAAGGCGAGGCGGAGGAUAGAUGGACAGCACCAAUUUAUGAAGGAGAUUGUGCGCGUUCAGAAGGACAGGGAGGUCUAUGAGCGGCUCUAUCAAUGUGCCGCCGCCACUGGCGUCACUCCUGUUGCUGCUGCUGCAGCUGCUGCGAAGCAGAUGCGAGAGGGAGGGGCAGGGGCGGGCAGGGGGCACGGCACAGAAGGAGGAGAAUCACCUGUGGUGAUGACGUGUCAUAAACCUGCGGAGCAAAAGGGAGAGCCGAAGGGGGCGUUUCGAGGAGAUGUUAAAACGAGGGAGGACUGCAGAGGACGAGAGGGGAAGGGAGGAGGAAAGACGGCACAGCAGGGGGAUGCAGGGGAGGGGUUAGCAGCAGAGAAGGAUGGGGGUAGAGAUGCAGGGGGGAGGCAGCAGCAACGAGGGGAGCAGCAUGGGCAGCAGAGGAAGGGCAAGGAUUUAAAAGUGGGGGCAGAGAGGCGAGAGGGCAAGGAUGCGAGAGAGGUGGUUGUGCAAGACUUGCAGGAAGGAACAGGGGAGACCGGUGAAAGCAUUGAGAGGGGCAGGCAUGGCAGCAGCAGAAGCCGAGUGGGCACAAUGGGGAGCACCCAGGGGAGACGUGAAGGGCUUGAUAAGGGCAACUACUCCAGGGGGGAGAGGAAGGGGGAGAGGAGUGGAGGCGAGAGGCGUGGGGGGGAUAGGUCAGCUGGGGGAUGCGAGGAGAGGACUCCAGCAGGUGGAAGGGGGGAUGGCAGGGGUGCUACCAUGGGGGAUGUGCCCAGUAGCAGCGGUGAUGGCAGUGCUGGCAGGGAGGGGGGGAGGAGGAGGGUGAGCGGGGUGGGAGGCGGUAACCGGCUGCUGGACGCAGCGUUUGCUCCGGUGCUCAGUGGGUUUCACCUGGGGGCAGGGGGGGCAAUAGGUGGAGGUAAAGGUGCAGCAAGGAUGGUAGAUAGGCAGGCUGAAACGAAAGCCAGGAGAGAGGAGCAGCCAGGGCAGACAAAAGAGCAGGCGCAGGAGCAAGAGGAGGAGGAGGUGGACUCAUUGGCAUUUUCAAGCUUGAACCUUCAAGCGUCGACACAUGGGGGAAGGACUGGUGACAUACCCAUUCGAAGGAGCCCCGCUGAGGCGGUCACCCAUGGCACCCACCCACAUGGGCGUGUGGAGAAGAUGAAAGGGGAGGGGAGCGGUCCAUUUCUAUUUGGUGCGGGGUCCCACGGUGCUACUAGUGAUACUGUCCCUUCCCCUGCUGCUAGGGGUAGCAAGAUUGGUGGGCAAGGGAUGAGCAUGAGUGUGGCACCACCCCAUAAUGCUCCUAUCCCUGCCCAAGCACCUGAUCCUGGUCGAGCUACCAGCCCAGGCCCUCCUGGUCUCACCCCUGGCUGCGGUGGCGUGGCGGCAUUGACUCCUUUUGAGGAAGCAGCCGCACCCAGUCAUCAGAGCUGGGCGGAUAUGGUGGACGAAGACGAAGCGAAAGGGGAGGUGAGGAGCGGUGUGAAGGAAUUAAGAGGAGUGAAGGAAGGCAGCUCGAAGCCUGGUCAGGCGGGGGUUGUGCCAUAUGUCCCACCCUUCCGGACAGCGCAAGCACAUGGCCUUGUCAAGAAAUGAACAGCUUCAUAAUCGGGUUUUUAGGCUCAAGCUAGUAUUUUAUUGUUUGCAAUCCAGAUUCAUGGGUUUUUUUUUUGUAGUGGAUCUUGUGUUUGAAUCAAUAUGUUUUGGGUAG